Molecule: messenger RNA, 1332 nt
Organism: Drosophila miranda
Lineage: Eukaryota; Metazoa; Arthropoda; Insecta; Diptera; Drosophilidae
Exons: 3
Coding region: 77-1066 (329 amino acids)
Source: RefSeq, a predicted model, not a curated record
AUUAUGUCCAACGAGCUGGCUUUUGUAUUUAUCGGUGUCUCUAUUGUGUUUUGUGAUUUUUCUAGAUAAAAAGAAAAUGAAAUUGCGCAGCCAAUCCUACCGCGAAAUGGUUAAAAUACUCAAAGACGCUGGUGUCUAUGAGGAAGGAAUGCAAACUUCAGAGCUUAAGAAGCUUGCGCAGGACGUGGAAAUGUCCACCAUGGAGCAAAUCGAGGCAAACCAGGAAAACCAGCAAUUCGAAAGUGCCCGCAAUGAGGGCGAGCUGGAGGUUAAUUCAUCGCACCCCGUGGAGCUCCACCAAUCUACUGCCGACAUGCUGCCGUCUGUGCUGACGCCUCGAUUCUCGCUUGCGCCCAUGGCUGGUGAUGUGGGUGUGGAUGUCUCGCAGCCUGAUUGCGAUAGUCCUUCCAGUGAGCCCCUUCUGCUGACGCCUCGAUUCUCGCUUGCGCCCAUGGCUGGAGAUGUGGGUGCGGAUGUCUCACAGUCUGAUUGCGAUAGUCCUUCCAGUGAGUCCCAUCUGCUGACGCCUCGUUUCUCGCUUGCGCCCAUGGCUGGAGAUGUGGGUGCGGAUGUCUCACAGUCUGAUUGCGAUAGUCCUUCCAGUGAGCCCCAUCUGCUGACGCCUCGUUUCUCGCUUUCGCCCAUGGCUGGAGAUGUGGGUGCGGAUGUCUCACAGUCUGAUUGCGAUAGUCCUUCCAGUGAGCCCCAUCUGCUGACGCCUCGUUUCUCGCUUUCGCCCAUGGCUGGAGAUGUGGGUGCGGAUGUCUCACAGUCUGAUUGCGAUAGUCCUUCCAGUGAGCCCCAUCUGCUGACGCCUCGUUACUCGCUUUCGCCCAUGGCUGGAGAUGUGGGUGCGGAUGUCUCACAGUCUGAUUGCGAUAGUCCUCCCAGUAAGCCCCUUCUGCUGACUGUUCGUGCAGUUGUACAUCAUGCCCUUGACUGGAGCCCCUCGGCCGAGCGUCAAACUGUACGCGAGCGCAGUGCAGACGGGAACAGCCGCGUACUCCGUUCGCAUUCGAAGCGUGUCCAAACCAACAACAAAAACAAUACCAACAGUAGCAACUAAAUCAAUGCAGAUCAUUCAUCCCCAUCCACUUUAUAAAUCUUUGUAAUAUUUGAGCUUCGCUUCUAUCGCGGGGCAUUCUUCCUCAGACGGAAGAACGUUUUCAUCGGCUUUUCGCGUGCGUCCAGACAAGAGCCAUUUCCCUAACCCUAAAUUUCAUCCGACACACUCAGCCCCGGCGAUUAAAUAUAAUUAAAUAUAUUUGCAACUACGCUCUUAUUGAUGUUUCGAUAUGAUAAUUAUAAUUUGGAUUUAUAUUAAGAAACUUA